AUGAACGAGCAGUGGGAUGUCGGCCGGGCCCUGGCUCUCUCCGGCCUGUUCCGUGUCCUGCAGGGCGCGGGCAGGGCCUGCGCGGCCCCGUUCCUGACGCUGUACCUCCGGCACCUGGGGCUGCCGGCUCCGCUGGUAGGGGUCGUGGCCGGGGCCCAGCAGCUGGCGGCGGCUCUCUGGACUCCCCUCUGCUCCCGCUGCCCCAGGGGCCGCAGCAAGCAGCGGCUGCUGGUUGCCGGCACCUUGCUGGGCUCGGCGGGGGCCAGCCUGCUGCUCACCCUCAUCCCGCCCGCCGACCGCGGCGCGGCCUUCAAGUACUGUAACGCCAGCCAGCAGCCGGGGCACCGAGCGGCGGCCACCGCGGGGCCGAGUCCGGGCACAGGUAGCGACGGUGUUUUAAGCAGGAGUGCUGUGAGCAGCACCCGAGCUGCGUCCAGAGAAGCAAUGGAGACAACUGCUGGUGUCCUCUUGCUAGCGAGCAGGGAGCCAGCGCUAACCAGUGCUGCCUUCCAGGGAUUAGCUGGCCUGACAGAUACCCCUGAGAAAAAAGGGGGUGGUGAAGGUGAUGCAAAGACAAAUGGCUACUUGGAUGGCCCCUCCGGCUGGACAGCUUCUGUGAAAGCAGUUAACUGGGAGACACACCAACCAGAAGUGCUUCCUGCCCCCAGACCUCCAGAGCAUGGGCUUGAGAAGGAAGUGAGCAGCCUGGGUUCUGCUGCAAUGGAUCCUGCUGAGAGCGCUGAAGAAAGCUCUUAUGGGACUGAAAGGGAUGAACUCUCCUUGUUUGCAACAACUCUUCCUACUCUUGGAGCUGCUUACGUGUCUAGAAACCUUUCAGACCACCAGAAGGACGCUGCAGAUGUCAGCUUCGAGGCACUGCAAAACAUCUUCCAGGACAGAGAGAGUCAGAUUUUUCUUCUGGUGCUGGGUGCUGUGGUGGUUUGGGAGCUGCUGGCUACCUCUCUGGAACGGGCAGUGGACGAGAGUCUCUACCAAUACCUCGACUUUGUCGACGCGACCGACAGGUACGGCAGGCUGUGGAUCUGGAGCUACGUGGGAGCGUCUGUAGGUGCCUGCAGCAUCUCCGUGGUGGUGGAUCGGCUGAACUGCUUCCUCAGCGGCUCCACCCCCCGCCUGGCUGUCCAUUUCUAUGGCUAUGCUGUGCUGGUACCGCUCUCCCUGCUCGUCAGUGCCUUUUUCCCCAUCCACGUUCCCAAGAAGCCCGACCGCGUUAACAGAGCGGCCAAAGCCCUGGCGCUGCUCUGGAGCGAGGGCCGAGCCUUCCUCUGCGCCCUCACCGUCUUCCUCACCGGCGCCGCCGGCUCUGCCUUGCACAACUUCCUCUUCUGGCAGCUGGAGGACCGAGGCAGCAGCGAGCUGUACAUGGGGCUCUCCGUGGCCGUGGGGCUGCUUGCAGAACUCCUGCUUUAUUUCUUCAAAGGCAAGCUGCUGAGGACUUUUUCCAGCAGCAAGAUCGUCGCGGCCAGCCUGAGCCUGCUGGCGGUGCAGCUUCUCUGCUACUCCUUCUUGCGGGCUGCCUGGCCAGUUCUCCUUCUCCAGACCUUGUCUGCCUUCAGCGGCGGCGCUCUGUGGUGGGUGGUUAACACCACCGUGGAUGACAUCAGCACUCCGGGCAUGGAGAGGUCCCUGCACGCCGUUCUCCGGGACCUUUUCCACGGUGGAGGAGCAAGCCUGGGCAGCGUGGCAGGGGGAUUUAUCGUGGAGCACUUUGGCCUGGCAGUCCUGUACAGGGCCUGCUGCGUGGCCCUGGUGCUGUGGCUCUUCUUCUUCCUAAUUGUCCAAUCCAAAUUGCCACGGCAGAAAAAAAUUAACUAUUCUCGGCUGCUGGCUGCUGAUUCCAGUGAUGUGAGUGACUCUGAUGAGGAGAACGAGAGGGACUGGCUGGUGAAAGCUAUGAGGGAGGAAAGCUUUCACAGGAGCUGGUAA
Indicator indicator is the source of this 1947-nucleotide messenger RNA. It is a transcript of the gene MFSD6L, whose product is annotated as major facilitator superfamily domain containing 6 like. Gene Ontology annotation, cellular component: membrane. Lineage: Eukaryota; Metazoa; Chordata; Aves; Piciformes; Indicatoridae. Bases 1 to 1947 code for a protein of 648 amino acids. The record is from RefSeq and is a predicted model, not a curated record. The transcript has a single exon.